AUGGAAAACGAGGAAAUAAAUAGGAGUGAUGUAGCAGAAGUGGAAGAGUCCGUAGAGCUUCAGGACUCUUCAGACGAUGACUUGAUUCCACCUGGUUCCAAGUACCCUCGACAGUGUGAGUGCGGUCAAAUGUAUUCGACUAGGCAGAGUUAUUAUAAGCAUCAGAAGAGCUGUACUAAAGAGAAGAAAGUUUCUAUGUACCCAAGGAAGUGUGAUGGGUGUGCGCUUGUUUUAGAGAACAAAGUCCAAUUUUGUCGGCAUAAAAAGAAGUGUAAUGGCGGUGGGGACACCGAAUUGAGACCAAAAGUUGUUUACCCCAGAGAAUGCGAAAAAUGCCACAACCAGUUCUCAACCAAACAAGAGUUUUCCCGUCACAAGAAAGUUGAGUGCACAGCCGAGGGUUUUACACUGAAAGUAGCCAAACACACACAAUGCUUAGAUCCAGGGUGCACACUCACAUUUUAUCAUCGUACUGCAAUGGUAGAUCACCUUAUCAAGGAUCAUCAGAAGGAGUUCAAAAUUAGGCAGAUGUCAUUCAAAACAAUGGCUGAGUUUACAGCUUGGAAGGAUGAAGUUGAGGCAGAGUCAUGGACCUGCUUUAGAGCUCCUUAUGGAGCUAAGUGCAAUGAAGAGGGCACUUCUAAGUAUCGCUACUUUACAUGCCAAUUUGAUGCUCCUGAAAGGAAAGACGAUAAGGAAAAGUGCAAAAAUAAAUGGAAAUGGGAAAAGGGACGCAUUCCAACAGAGGUGCAUUGUCCUGCACGAAUGCUGGUGACUGAAACGGAGGGUCAAAUUGGUGUUAAAUUUAUAGAAACUCACAACCAUCCUUUAAUUUUUCACCAUACUGUUUUGCAUAGGGUUCAGCUCACCACAAGACACUUUAUUCAAUCUUGUUUGAUCACUGGUAUGGCGCCAGCAAAAAUUCUUGAGCUUUUGAGAGGUGAUGUUGGUGAGCUGGGCAAUAGGGACCCAAAUCAGAGACCUAAAAAGGAAUUUUUCAUUACCUUGCAGUACAUCAAACACUGUAAAUCCAGAAUUAAAGCUCAAGGAAGACUACACAAGGAAGAUCACAUAUCAGUGGAUAUGCAUGUGAGAAAUUUGAUGCACAUUGGCCGAUUUGAAGUAGAUGGAGUAAAGAAUGAUCGCUAUGAUGGAUUUGAUGAUGGGAACUUUAGCCCAAUUUUAGUUUACAAACCUCAGGGCAAACCAGUGGUAGUUGGGCAUCCUAACUUUGAUUGCAUAAAAAACAGUGCAGAACUAUUUAUUGUUGGUUUUCAAACUAAAGAGCAGUUAGAUGUUAUGAAAGAGGGUUGCAAAACUGUUUUGUGUAUAGACUCCACAUACUCCACAAAUGAGUAUGGGUUUUACUUAGUUAACAUGGUAGUUCAAGACCCGUAUGGACAGGGGUACCCUGUUGCUCAUUUCAUCACAAAUUUUCAAGAUGAGGAAACAUUGGCUCUUGCCUUUGAGAGCAUUAAAUUCAGGUGUCCGAACUUGGAAGUCAAUCUUCUGAUGACUGACGAUGAUCAGGCAGAGUAUAAGGCCUUUUUAUUAAUUUUCCCUGGGACGAGACAUGUUCUCUGUACGUGGCAUGUCCGAAGAAACUGGAAAAAAAAUAGGGCCAUCAAUAGGAGACAAAGAGUUGAGGAGACUUAUUAA
Messenger RNA from Thrips palmi, 1659 nucleotides. RefSeq lists its product as uncharacterized. The transcript has a single exon. Bases 1 to 1659 code for a protein of 552 amino acids. The record is from RefSeq and is a predicted model, not a curated record. NCBI's taxonomy places the organism in Eukaryota, Metazoa, Arthropoda, Insecta, Thysanoptera, Thripidae.